CACGUUAAUGGAACAUGCUGAGUUAGACACUUGACUCAGUUCCCGGUGCUGUGUUCAAUUUACAGUCUAGUACAGUAAUAUUCACCUUGCUUGUUUUGGUUUGCCAUUGUAUCCUAUAGGCAUUUCUGAGAAGUGCAGCGCUCGCUGGCUCCUCGACGUCUUUUCCGCCGUUAAUCAAAUGUAAAUAUCGCAGGGCUGCUGCUGAGGGGGCACUUGCAGCGAAGUAGUAACAGCAAAGCUGAUACAAUGAAUGCACAGAGUGGAGUAAGUAGAAUGAAACCAUUAGAGUUCUGCGAGAGGAGCCGCCUGUUAAGCACAGCAGUUAGGUACAGGCAAUAAUCGAGUCCGAGGCUCGAGUGUGACAGCAGGGCCCCGGCGCUGCGCUUGGACCGGGUCUACAUACAUAAACGUGUUUUCAAAUCAGAUUUAGACUCAUACAAAAUGGCAGAGUGUGCGGCUCUUCAGUUUGUGAGCCCAUAUGCCUUCGAAGCAAUGCAGAAAGUGGAUGUGGUUCGGCUGGCUGCUCUCAGUGACCCUGAGCUGAGGCUGCUGCUGCCCUGCCUGGUUAGAAUGGCCCUGUGCGCUCCUGCAGACCAGAGCCACGCCUGGGCCGAGGAUAAAAAACUGAUCCUGCGGCUCCUCUCGGGAGUGGAAGCCGUCAACUCCAUCGUCGCCCUGCUGUCCGUCGACUUCCACGCACUGGAACAGGACGCCAGAAAAGAACAGCAGCUCAGACACAAGCCAGGGGGAUCAAGUGGGGAGAGCAUCUUGGUGUCCCAGCUGCAGCACGGACUGACCUUGGAGUUUGAACACAGCGAUCCACUCAGGAGGCUAAGGCUGGCACUCAGUGAAUUACUAGCUAUAAUGAACAAGGUAUCUGAUUCAAAUGGAGAGUUUUUCUUAAAGUCUUCAGAGCUUUUUGAAAGCACUGUCUAUCUAGAAGAAGUGGCAGAUGUCCUCUGUAUUUUACAAGCAGAACUGCCGUCACUGUUACCAAUUAUAGACGUAGCUGAAGCCCUGCUGCAUGUUCGGAAUGGCGAAUGGUUCCUCUGUCUAUCAGUAGCAAAUGUUCCUGACAGCUUCAAUGAAGUGUGCAGAGGUUUGAUAAAGAACGGAGAGCGUCAGGAUGAGGAAAGCGUGGGGGGUCGGCGCAGAACGGAGGCUCUUCGACAGCUCUGUCAGAUGAACCCUUCACAGGCUCUGAGUGUCCGAGCCAUGGUGGUGGAAGAGUGCCACCUUCCUGGGCUUGGUGUGGCGUUGACAUUGGAUCACACCAAAUCUGACACGGCAGAUGAUGCGGUGAGCAACCUGGUCUCAUUUGUCAGCGGUCUGCUCCUGGGAACCAAUGCCAAAGUGCGAACCUGGUUUGGAAUGUUUAUCCGAAAUGGUCAACAGCGAAAGAAAGAAAGCAGUUCAGUUCUCUGGCAAAUGAGACGGCAGCUGCUUCUGGAGCUAGUGGCCAUCCUUCCGAGGUCCAGAAGCACUCACGUCCCGAACGAUAGCGAUUCCGAUCUGGAGCAGACAGCAGCCGGGUACUCUGGACUGAGAGAGGAGCAUGUGGUGAAAGCCAGCGCUUUGCUGCGGCUGUACUGUGCACUGAUGGGGAUAGCUGGUCUCAGGCCUACAGACGAGGAGGCCGAGCAGCUCCUCCAGCUCAUGACAAGCCGCCCCCCCGCUACCCCGGCUGGCGUGCGCUUUGUGUCGCUCUCCUUCUGCAAGCUGCUUGCAUUCCCUACUCUCGUCAGCACCCCAGAGCAGGAGCAGCUGAUGGUGAUGUGGCUGAGCUGGAUGAUUAAAGAAGAAGAAUAUUUUGAGAGUGCUGCAGGGGUAUCGGCUUCUUUUGGUGAGAUGCUGCUACUGGUUGCUAUGUAUUUCCAUAGCAACCAACUCAGUUCCAUCAUUGAGUUGGUCUGCUCUACUUUGGGGAUGAAGAUUGCUAUUAAAUCUAGCUCCCUGAGCAAAAUGAAGACUAUCUUUACACAGGAGAUUUUCACAGAACAGGUUGUGACGGCUCAUGCAGUUCGAGUUCCUGUUACCAACAACCUGAAUGCCACCAUCACUGGAUUCCUUCCCAUUCACUGUAUCUAUCAGCUGCUAAGAAGCAGAGCUUUCACCAAGCAUAAAGUUUCCAUCAAGGACUGGAUCUACAAGCAGUUAUGUGAGACGUCCACCCCACUCCACACUCAGUUACUCCCCCUUAUUGACGUUUAUAUCAACUCCAUUCUUACUCCUGCUUCCAAAGCGAGUCCUGAGGCCACCAACCAGCCAAUCACGGAGCAGGAAAUCCUCAAUGUGUUUCAGGGACUAACAGGGGGUGACAGCAGUCGAAUUCGUCAGAGAUACAAUAUCAUGUCCCAGCUUCUGGUACUCUAUUAUAUCCUUUCAUAUGAGGAGGCAUUGCUGGUAAACACAAAGGCGCUUGCGCUCAUGCAACGGAAGCCUAAGUCGUACUCCGCUGCACUUAUGGACCAGAUUCCCAUUAAGUAUUUGAUCCGCCAAGCUCAGGGACUUCAGCAAGAACUGGGGGGUCUCCACUCUGCUCUGCUGCGGCUUCUGGCUACAAACUACCCUCACUUGUGCAUGGUGGAGGACUGGAUAUGUGAGGAGGAAAUCACUGGUACAGUCUCGCUCCUGAGGAGGAUGCUGCUGACCGGCACUGCCAAGAAAUACUCCCAGAAGCAGCUCCAAGAAGCAUUCCAGAUGGUCCCAUCCAAUAACACUCGUUUAAUGCAGAUCCUUGAACACCUGACACUGCUGUCUGCCAGUGACCUGAUUCCCUAUGUGGAGGUGCUGAUGUCAAAUAUGAGCCGGCUCCUUAGUGUAGGAGUUUCAAGGAGAAUUUUCCAGACUGUCAAUAAGCUGUGGAUGGUACUUAACACUGUGAUGCCCAGAAGAUUGUGGGUGAUGACUGUCAAUGCCCUCCAGCCGUCUGUAAAGUUGCUGCGGCAGCAGAAGUACACGCAGAACGACCUGAUGAUCGACCCACUAAUUGUCCUGCGGUGUGAUCAGAGA
Molecule: messenger RNA, 3012 nt
Organism: Polyodon spathula (Mississippi paddlefish)
Lineage: Eukaryota; Metazoa; Chordata; Actinopteri; Acipenseriformes; Polyodontidae
Gene: ints2
Product: integrator complex subunit 2
Exons: 20
Biological process (GO): snRNA 3'-end processing
Cellular component (GO): integrator complex
Source: RefSeq, a predicted model, not a curated record